Molecule: messenger RNA, 1616 nt
Organism: Bactrocera dorsalis (oriental fruit fly)
Lineage: Eukaryota; Metazoa; Arthropoda; Insecta; Diptera; Tephritidae
Product: putative nuclease HARBI1
Exons: 3
Coding region: 93-1157 (354 amino acids)
Source: RefSeq, a predicted model, not a curated record
CAAUUCGCGCGAAUUGGCUUAAAUUCGAAAUCAACUACGAAACAGCUGAUUGAGUAUUGACAAAUAAAAUUUGUUUCAAAGAAUUUUACAAAAUGAGCUUAUUUACCAUUGCUGCAUAUUUAUUGGCAAAAAAUGAAUGGGAAAAAAAUGAGAAAGUUCGGCGGCGAAUUUUAAGGGAUCAUUCCAAUCCCUUGGAUAUCCCAGAUUCCGUUUUUGUUGCCUAUUACAGGAUAAGUAAAGAAGCGUUUCUUGAAAUUGUUCGUGAUGUCCAACCAUUCAUAAAUCCGUCAUCUAUUACGAUUGAAAUAAAGCUUGCUACUACUUUGAGGUACCUUGCAGAGGGAGGAUUCCAGCGCUCGGUAGGAAAAGACACCGACAUAUCCCUUGCAAGAAGUACCGUGUGCAAAGUCUUACAUGAGGUGCUAAAUGCUUUAGAAAAAGCACUGUGUCCAAAAUGGAUUAAACUACAAAUGAGCGAAGAAGAAAUUAAAAUGUCGAAAGCACAUUUUUUCAACAAUUUUUGUAUUCCCGGAAUAAUCGGUUGUGUGGACGGGACACACAUAAAAAUUACGAAGCCCCACCAAAAUGAGCAUCUGUUUUUUAACAGAAAGGGUUACUUCAGCGUUAAUGCGAUGAUUAUUUGCGAUUACAGAAUGCGUAUAACGGCUGUGGAUGCAUGCCACCCUGGCGCCAGUCAUGACGCCUUUAUAUUUUCUUUAAGUGCUGCCAAACAAUAUCUUUCAUCCAGUUAUGUGGGCGGAGACCAUAGAUCUUGGCUACUAGGAGAUUCAGGAUAUGGCUUGGAACCAUAUUUACUUACCCCUUAUCGUGAUGCAAACGCUGGGUCACCACAGCACAAAUUCAAUUUACAACACUCCAAGGCAAGAAACAUCGUUGAGAGAGUAAUCGGAGUCCUAAAGAGCCGCUUUAAAUGUCUUCAAACAACUAUGCCAUAUGUCCCAGAGAAAGUUGUAAAAAUUAUAAAUAUAUGCAGUGCUAUGCACAACAUUUGUCGCCAUUAUAACCUGGAUGCCUUUGCUUUAGAUGUAGUGGACGAUUUUCUGGACGAAGAAGUUGCUGAUCAUAGCAGCCAUCUACAAACUGCCGCUGUAUCCAUUCGAGAUGAAAUCGCAAAUAACUUAACGCGUAUAGUUUAAUUUUCAUAUUUUUUUUAUUUAAUAAAAAACAAUAAAAACAUCACAUUUACAUAAGUUAAACUUUGAGAUCAUUUAAUACUAUUAAUAAUUAAUAAAAUUAAUUAGUCGAUAUUUUUAGUUUGGUUUUGGUUUUAAAAAAAUUCCCUUUGUACUCGGAUUUCUUCUAUUUCAAGCAUCUUUUGCUUAAUAACAUUUUUAGCCAUCAAGCUUUCUUGCUUGGCCAGAUAAUAUUUUCGACGAUCGUCGUUUUGUUCGGCUAUAAGCUGGUUUUGUUUCUCGACUAAUUUUGUCAAUUUAUCCAUAUUCGCAGUGAGAAGAUCCAAUGUAUUGGAUAUCUUCUCAACUGCACCUGCUUCUGCUGCCAUGUGCUUCUUGAGGCAAUCUUGUACAUUGUCCUCAUGCCGUCGUUUGCGUGGUGUGGACUUUGGUCCGCCGCUGGAAAUUUCUUCAAUACAUAAA